Molecule: messenger RNA, 561 nt
Organism: Henningerozyma blattae CBS 6284
Lineage: Eukaryota; Fungi; Ascomycota; Saccharomycetes; Saccharomycetales; Saccharomycetaceae
Gene: HAP2
Product: transcription activator HAP2
Exons: 1
Coding region: 1-561 (186 amino acids)
Biological process (GO): regulation of transcription by RNA polymerase II
Cellular component (GO): CCAAT-binding factor complex
Molecular function (GO): RNA polymerase II cis-regulatory region sequence-specific DNA binding; DNA-binding transcription factor activity, RNA polymerase II-specific
Source: RefSeq, a predicted model, not a curated record
AUGUCCCACGACGCCUUCCUGCUGGACCAGCUCAGACUGGCCGCCUUUGCCCCCCCAGCUUUCGCAUACCCCCCAUCCAUCCCCCCUCACGUUUCGUCGCACGUGCCCUCUCACGUGCCCUCGCACAUGGUGGGCCAAGCGCCACCCCCUCAUGUCUCGGGGAAUGCUUCCUCUAUGACCCAUUCUCUUUCACAAGUGUCCUCGCAAUCCACUGUUCAGGCUUCACAGGCGUCGCAGCCUGCCCAAACAGCCGCUCAGCCUGGAACUGGGUCCCCUCAGGUGUCAGGCUCGACUUCUGCCCCAGCUCAUCCUCUAUAUGUCAAUGCUCGUCAAUACCAUCGUAUUUUGAAAAGACGUCGAGCAAGAUUGUUACUAGAAAAUCGGUUGAGGACUCUUCGUGCGCAGGCUCGUACUGAGAUUCCAAUACCGGGUGAUAAGAAACCUUAUUUGCAUGAGUCUCGUCACAAACACGCCAUGCGUAGACCACGUGGUGAAGGGGGACGGUUCUUGACUCAUAAGGAAUUGGAAUUGCUGAAGCAGAAGCAAAAUGGAUUGCCAUAA